Molecule: messenger RNA, 384 nt
Organism: Staurois parvus
Lineage: Eukaryota; Metazoa; Chordata; Amphibia; Anura; Ranidae
Source: the annotation of a GenBank genome assembly
AUGAUGUAUCCUUCACUGGAGAAGUUUGAAGAAGAAUUGCUUGUCCUUGUCAAUAGCGAUCGCUUGCCGAAGGGAAUUCUCAUUGCCGGUGGGACUCCUGUUUCGAUCCAAGAGCGGAGACUACACAUUGGUGUCCACAACGGUUGGUGUUUUGUGCAGCCGCCUCAGGUUGUGGUGGUAACACCGGAGAGCAGAGCUGUGAAGGCAAAUUCUGCCACUAGCCUGAGGAAGAGACAGGCCAGCGCUCAGACACUAAGUUCUUCCGCUCUGGUAUUGAGGAGUCGCAUACGCCUGCCUGAAAUGGUCGAUGACCCCAGAUUCGCCAUCGUCUUCCUGCUGGAGUACGUCUUCACUGUGCCUAGCGGGGUCGGCAGCAAGGUACCA